GGUGGGUGGCCCUUUCUACCUCAUAGCAGAGUGACAGUGAAAGAAGGACCCAGACGUUUAAUCUUGUUUUGCAGUGGACCUAGCAGAAAGCAGCUGCAGCAGCUUGGAAAUUACCAUGGAGAAAAUCCUGAAAACAGAAUUGAAAACGUCCGUUCUGAAGGCGUUUGGAAGCUCGGGAGGAGGAUACAUUAGCCAAGGCCAAGGUUAUGAAACAGACAGUGGACGAGUAUUUGUUAAAGUCAACCACAAACCUCAGGCUAGAAAAAUGUUUGAAGGGGAAAUGGCAAGUCUGGAAGCUAUUCAGAAAACCAAUAUUGUGAGAGUGCCUCAGCCUAUUAAAGUAAUUGACCUACCUGGAGGAGGAGCAAUGUUUGUCAUGGAGUACCUAAAGAUGAAGCACCUCAACAAAUAUUCUUCAAAGCUUGGGGAGCAGAUAGCAGAUCUUCAUCUUUAUAACCAGAAACUUGGAGAGAAAUUGAGGAAGGAGGGAAACACAAUUGGUAAAGGAGCGGGUCACUCAGAGGCUCAGUAUGUGGAUAAGUUUGGAUUCCAUACAGCCACUUGCUGUGGUUAUAUACCUCAGGUGAAUGAAUGGCAGAGUGAUUGGCCUUCCUUCUUCAUUCGUCAUCGACUCCAGGCUCAGUUGGAUUUGAUUGAAAAAGAUUAUGGAGACAGAGAAGCCAGAGAACUUUGGUCACAGCUAAAACUAAAGAUUCCUGAAAUGUUCUGUGACAUCGAAAUCAUUCCCGCUCUCCUGCAUGGGGACCUGUGGGCAGGAAAUGUGGCUGAGGACGACUCCGGGCCAAUUAUCUUUGACCCUGCUUCCUUCUACGGCCAUUCAGAGUUUGAACUGGCCAUUGCUGGAAUGUUUGGUGGGUUUAGCAGCUCUUUUUUCUCUGCCUAUCACAGUAAAAUACCCAAAGCUCCAGGAUUUGAGAAAAGAAACAAGUUAUAUCAGCUCUUUAAUUACAUAAACCACUGGAACCAUUUUGGAACGGGGUACAGGGGUUCUACCCUAAAUGUAAUGAGAAAACUGUUGAAGUAAGCAGAUAGGUUUGAGAAAUCCUGACACAGUCCCUUAGUAAUUAACAGCCCUUGCUUAUCAGAAGUAACACAAACUAGGAAUUAAUGCUGAUGACAAAACACCUGGCAUGUAAAAGGCUUAGUACCCUUCUGAGCCUC
Eurypyga helias (sunbittern) is the source of this 1182-nucleotide messenger RNA. It is a transcript of the gene FN3K, whose product is annotated as fructosamine 3 kinase. Gene Ontology annotation, biological process: fructosamine metabolic process. Lineage: Eukaryota; Metazoa; Chordata; Aves; Eurypygiformes; Eurypygidae. The transcript is spliced from 6 exons. The coding region runs from base 116 to 1045 and encodes 309 amino acids. The record is from RefSeq and is a predicted model, not a curated record.